AUAAAUUGUAUAUAAUAUAUUGUGUUGUAUGAUUACGCAAUAACUACGAAAUGUUACGGCGCAUUUCUAACUUCUCAAAUAUUUCCAUUUUCCAAGAAUGCGCGUCAUUUAUCUGUCAAAAAGACCGUGGCAAAAUUGGACAAAGGCAAAAUUUUGCAGUCGCAAUUUGUUUUUAAAUAAAAUGUCCGCAAAUACGCCUCCCGGAGUGAGUGAUGGUGAGUUUCUGCUGUGUUUGCUGGAAAAGUUAUUAAAGCGCGAUUAUCAAUGUUUAUCUUCGGUUUUAGCGGAAGAAAAUAAUGAACCGUCUAACCCGCCAAAUCCGAUUGAAGGUUUAGGUUCUAGAAUCCGCGAUUUAGAUGUCGAUACUAUUCGAAGAUAUUUGGCCGAAAAGCUCGGUUUUUACGAGCCAACUGAGCCAUCAGAAAUAGUUUUGGAUGAAGUUUCUUUAGAUGGUGUUGUGAAGUGGAUGAAAAAUGAGCGAUGCCAAAAUGUUAUAACUUUAUCUGGAGCUGGUAUUUCUACAUCCGCUGGCAUUCCUGAUUUCCGAAGCCCUGAGACUGGUUUAUAUCACAACUUACAAAAGUACAAUCUCCCCGAACCACAAGCAAUAUUUGAGAUUAAUUUCUUUCGACAAAACCCAAAACCUUUCUUCACACUCGCAAAGGAAUUGUUUCCUGGAAACUUUAAGCCAACAGUUUCACAUUAUUUUAUAAGACUAUUGCAUGAAAAAGGAUUACUAUUGCGUCAUUAUACACAAAACAUAGACACACUGGAGAGAGGUGCAGGUAUCCCGGACGAUAAGCUGGUUGAGGCUCACGGCACAUUCUACACUUCUCAUUGUCUUGAUUGCCAUAAGGAAUAUUCACUUGAAUUUAUUAAAGAGCGCAUUUUCGCCGACGAGAUACCAAUAUGCACAGAAUGUCCAGGGGUUGUGAAGCCAGACAUUGUGUUCUUUGGCGAAAGCCUGCCAGACAGAUUCCAGAAUUGUCUACAAGAAGAUUUCCAAAAAUGUGAUAUGCUCAUCAUCAUGGGUUCGUCACUUGAAGUGCAGCCGUUUGCGUCACUCAUUGAUAUGGUUCCAGAGUGGUGUCCGCGUCUGCUCAUCAACCGAGAAAAGGCUGGUGCGAGGUCACCCAUCCUCCGCCUGUGGGGGCUCAUGCACGGAGGCCUGCAACUCGAUGAGGACUCGGUUAGGGAUGUGGCAAGACUCGGAGACUGUGAUGAAGGUUGUCAGGAACUAGCUGACAAGCUUGGGUGGGGGGACGAGCUACGAGUGCUAGUAGCUAGCGAGCACAAGAGGCUAGAACUGCAGGGUGCGGUCAUACACCCCCACCCUCCAACCCUCCCUUCCACGGUCACCGAACCUGUACCAGGCCAUAGUGCUGCCGAGCCGAAGCUAUGAAUAUGAAACAAGUGUAUACCUGUGUUGCCAAGUUACAUAGUUUGAUAGCAUUCAAAUGCUGUAUAAGCGAGAAAUUUUUAAGAAUAGAAAGAAUUUGGUGUCUCUUAAACAUUAAACCGAAAGAGUAGAAUAAAUUCGAUUGCUCUGACAGGAUCACGGAUGGCCGAGUGGUUAGGCGUCGCGCGAAAGACGCAGGUUUGAAUCCCACCUCGAAUUUUUUCUAUUCUUUAUAAAUUUCAAAUUAAAUAGUGUCAGUGUGGUGUGAGAUAUAAGUUAUAAGUUACAAGUGUUUUUGUUGGUGGUUCAAGUGGUAUGUUGGAAGGAAAAAUAUGUAUGAGCAAGGUACAGUAUGAUUUAAACUUAAUGGCAGCUCUGAACAUUGAUCGAUCCAAUGCGCAGAAAAUAAUUUUAGAUAUCAGUGGGAUGCCAUUAAGUUUAGAUAGAACUGUAAGUAACUCGAAAAUGAAAGCAAUAUAUUUUUAUUUGUCUAAAUAAUCUGCCUAAAUUCUUGUAGAAAACUAUAAAAAAAACAUGGUUUAUGCAUAAUUUUACAACUUGAAUUAGAAUACUUAGAAUGAAAUAUGAAUCCACUUUGUAUCUUAUAUUAAAACAAAGGUUCAAAUUAGAAUUGAUAAAUAGCUUUUGUCUUGCUCACACUUAUUUAGAUUGUACUAUUCUUUCUCUUUUCUGUACUUAAAUACACAAGAGAGAAGGAAGUAUGAUCAAAAAGGAAAUGGCGUUAAAUUUGUAUACUGUAUGUUAAAGAAACUGUAAAAUUAAAUUAAGUUGAAAUGUGGAAGAACUAUUAAUCCAUACUAAUAUUAUAAAUGCGAAAGUAA
This is a messenger RNA of Colias croceus (clouded yellow), 2241 nucleotides long. RefSeq names its product NAD-dependent protein deacetylase sirtuin-2-like (gene Sirt2). Gene Ontology annotation, molecular function: NAD+ binding. The coding region runs from base 98 to 1402 and encodes 434 amino acids. The transcript is spliced from 6 exons. Lineage: Eukaryota; Metazoa; Arthropoda; Insecta; Lepidoptera; Pieridae. The record is from RefSeq and is a predicted model, not a curated record.